Molecule: messenger RNA, 4025 nt
Organism: Amoebophrya sp. A25
Lineage: Eukaryota; Dinophyceae; Syndiniales; Amoebophryaceae
Source: the annotation of a GenBank genome assembly
GAAGCCUGCUUGAGCUGUAUGGAUAGUGGUUAUUUGAAACUACUCUAGAGUGAAGAUUCGAAACAACUCUAGAGUUUUUAAGUGAUUUUUAUAUAACUUGUAUGGAGGAGGUGCCUACGAAUCUCCAAUUACUACUACUACAACUAGACUUUACUAUAUGUAUAACUACUACUUACUCUAGAGCAGACUCCCCUUUUUUCAUUAGCCCAGCAGCAGACAGCGGUCCACACCGAGUGGGUGAGAGAGCGAGUCUCUUUGCCCCAUCGACUUACACGCCACUGAUUCCGGCAUCCGAUGCAGCAGACGACUACCUAAAGAACUUUUACGCCACACAACAAGACACAACAGGAACUACAGGACCACCGCAAGAAACAAAUUUAUCCCUGCCACUAGUUGCCAAGAAUGAUGGACCAGAAGAGGAUCAUUCAACCGCCAGAAGUAAGGUUAAGGCUGUACCUAGUACAUCUUUGGACGUAUGAUCCUUGAAAAUGAAACGUAUGGAGGAGUAUCCUCAGCGAAUACUCCCCCAUACUUUUCAAGGAUGCACUUGAAAGAUGAAUUGCGGACAGCUCUAAUAAGGCAGAAAGUCGAGAAGAUUCCGCCGAGAGCCCCACACUGGAUCGCAAACGCUUAGACCGGUAUCGAGAAGAUCUCUACGCGGUGUACCCCACUGUAGCAACGAGUGUGUUUGUUGCCGAUGUAGAGCAAACUCAGGAGGGAGAAGACCAUUUCCGCUUACAGAUGAGUCCCUCUUCGCAACUACGAGUGGCUGCGCAGUUAGUACACAAUAGCGAAAAAGAAGGAGGGGAAUUUGAGGAAGGUACAACUACAGCUGGAAGAGCAGAUGGAGGUGUUACAAUUAAGGGUGAACCAAUUACAUCCUCCACCAUCAUUCCUCACUCUUUUUCCAGUAGGAGAGAGGUGAGGGAUGUUCUGAAGAAUGUAAAAAUUUUACAACGACCUUUAAUACAACAGGAUCGGGACAAGACCAUACAUUAGGAAAAACUCACUUUUCCACAACAGGUGGAGGUGCUGCCGGAGGCCGCCAACAUCAUACUAAUUCUUCAGUGGAUGCUUUAGUUUCCUCUACCACGACAGCUGAGAUCACUAAUAGUGCACGCCAAGAGAGCAGCAAAAGAACAACUUCGAGCUGUGGGACCUUUGCUUACGGCUAAAAUCGAUGAUCAAGGGGAAAUCUUGGCACUUUUCCCAAUAGAUUCAAACGAUCAACACAUUUUCUCGUGUGAUCUAUCACUAUCCUAGGGUCGUGGCAGAUUUGAUUUCAACACUAUCCUUGGUAGGUAUGAUUUCAACCUUCUUAUGUUCAAGUCCUAAUAACUACCACUAAGUUGGAUCCCCACGCGUAGAAACGGUCGACCACUCAAGCGUUAGCUGUAGCACGUCAGCACUGGUGAGUUCCCUUGUUGGCGCAACCGGAAGUGGGCAAAAAUCUGGGAAGCUCGAUUCCGCCAGUUAUGAUAUGCAUGAUAGGCUAUUACUGUCGUCAUAUCAAUUUCAUCUUUUUCUCCGAGCACUAUUUGUGGGUAUCAUGACGUCCCGACUUCUAACUCUUUUCUUUCUUCUAAUCCCCAGAAAAGGAGUACAAGCGCUUGCGACAAAAACAGCUCCUGCAUGUUUUACACAGCGGAGAUGCCAGGAGACAGAUCACUGUGGAUGACGUGAUAUCUACGUUAGAAGACCUGCACGAAUUGGAGAGGGACCUUCAUAAGUGUAACUUUCAAAGACAACUUCUGCGUCAUGCAGUGGGAGAAGCGGAACUCUACAUGGGAGGCGACAUUGCGGGGUCAUUUCACCUUGGAGCGGAAUUGUAUGGCGUCAAACGAAGAAAGCAGAUAAGAUAGAUAUUUGGAUUACUUGAUUCUAGAUAUUUGGAUUACUUGAUUCUUUUGGUUUUUUUGUUUUCUAGUUAGGUGUGCUCCACUGAUCUUAUUCUAGAUUGAUAUCAAGAUAAUUCGUGAGGACGGAACUGGGCUUUUCUAUCAUGGGAAGAGACUUGCAACGAGCUAUUGCUCUUUUCUUUGUUGACAACUACUAGUUCUUACUAGCGGAGGUAACCUUUCAUCUUUGUUGACAACCAGUGGUACGUUGCAGUAAUGAUAUAAUGUAGAAGUUCUGCUGUAGUUUAUUCGAUCCAACUACAGGGAUAGCAUCCAACUUUCUUCAUACUCUAGCAAAAGAUUUUCCGGGUUUAUUCGCUGGAAGUGGCGUCGGAGGCACAGAGGUUCACAGGGGUAAAACCACUGGUGCAGGAGCCAUCCGGGAAGCACAGGCAGAACUCGAAGAGAAAAUCGCCACCGUCUCAAUCAACGUCGGUCGGCUGCGGCGGAUGAUUUUAUGAAAAAGAAGGUGGUAGAAGUUCUUGAUCAUGACUACAUUCAGACUCUGUCUCUACGGGUGUUAGGAAGGACACUAUCUUCAGGGGCAUACACAUGACAUAGACUUCUUUGUUCAUUAAUGUAAAAGUUGUGUGAUUCGCAUAGUGGAGCGCGAAAUCGUGUAGAGCUACUUAGCUACGGUUCGGUCAAAGUCGGCUAGAUCGAUAUGUAGAAUUUCCCGCACUCAGGCUCUUUCAUAUUCCCUCGAGCUGACCACACCUUCCGAUGCUGUUGGCGCCAGAUCCGAGCGCGACCGAUAUAGGGCAGCGCUGAAUGGCCGGCUCUAUUUGAAGAAAGUCCUGAGCGCGGACUUCACUGGUUUGAACGUCACGUGCAGGUGUCUUUUGACUCGACGAAGCAAGUUUUGGAAGGAGAAGUGCCGCGUAGUAGCAAGAUUCGAUCAUCAUUGUCCAUGUUAAGGCAUCCACAUCCAUAGAUCCAUCUUCAUCCAUAGAUCCAUGGUCAGCAAGACAAAGGAAAACGGGGACUACCGACCAUGCUUCCGAGGAUGGAUUUGGGGCAGUUCUUUUAACGGUAGGUAGACAACGCAAUCGGACUGGGCAAUCAGCGGGAGUUCUAUCUGUUCCUGUUCUUUAGCUUCCUCUUAGACUUUUUGUGGUUUCUGCUUUUCGUGUGUCACUUCGCAAGACUGCUGUCUCUAGGAGUUUUAAACCUACAGACAUUCUUCGAGCCGAUGCCUGCUGCAGCUGGUGCUGACGCUAGUAGUACUUCUAGCACAGGACGAGGAACUACAUCAACAGCAUCUGCUUCUCUUUUUCCAGGCGAUGCGGCAACUACAUCUUCAACAUCCUCUUUCACAUUUGUAGUGACGGUUUUGGGCGAUCUGGGUUCGUCGCCUCUAGCAAAAUUGGUCACCUUGUGCACUGCUGGCUUCAACCUGUGCUUGCUGGCGUUUACAGGCGCUCUUUUGGGUCGACAGACGGGUCUCACUUUCGCAAAUCUUACUGCGUUUGAAUACUUGAGUCCUGAGCGCAACCCACAUGUAAUGCGUCGAUUUGGAUUGAGCGGUGAAAGUCUCGCUCGCAGAGGAGCACUCUUCCUGUUCAACGACCUCACACCGGUGAAGGCGUAUCGGAGUCUACGUGGAUAUUGGACGGCAUCUGAAAAGGACGACGACCUGUUUUUCGGCGCUAUUGAAACAGCCGAUUCAUUGCAAGCUGUUGCAUAAGAAGAGGCUUUCAGCAUUGUUAUAUUUUCAGCACUCGUAAAUACUUGACUGUACUACGAAAUUCAACUUGUUUCAUACCUUGUACCCUAUAGAGUUCAACUUGGAGUUGGAAACGAUGUCUAUUUUGAAGACUGUAAGCUGCCAAGUCUAAUUACCAUCCUAGUAGACACUGCUGCGCCAAAGGUUAACGUGAGGAUGCUCAAUAAACUCACAAGCAUGAUGAGUAAGAUUUUCCAUCACAACCUUGAGCUGCGUUCCAAGGCCCAUUAGUCGCCUGCCAUGGCAACAAAGAAAAAUGAUUGAUGGCAUAUGCGUUGAAUUCUGGAUUGUUUGAAGAUGUGGAAUGAAAUCAUCGUUCCGGUGAGGUGGUCGCUCUUGUCUGUUGAGCCUGACAAUUUUUUUUUUGCUCUUGAGAAAUACCACAUUCGCAUUAGCAAACC